AUGGUUCGGCACAUACGAUGUUCCGCGGUGCUUCUUCUGGUCGUCGCGACGCAAUUUUGCCUAGCCAAGGAGCCCGGAACGUUCGAUAAACUGAAGAGUAACGGUGGCUUAGGCAAAAAGGUCUACAAGUUGGCAUCGCAAAUCUGGGAAGGUAUAAACUACGUCAUUGACAAGACGAGUGAUGUGCCUGAAUCCGAUGGACCAGCUUACAGGCCCCCGGGUAACUCUAUCGAAAGGGAUGUGACCGACAGUUUGAGGUAUCUUUCAACGAGAACUGACGAUUUCAAAAUAGACGUGUUGAACAUGCAGAACGGUAUCAUCGACAAAGUCCUGGAACAAGUGCCUGCCAUCAUUCAACUGAACCAGCGUUUUUCCAAAAUCUUCGUGAAUACGGUCCACGUCAAUGAGAAGUACGAGAAAUUCCUGAAUUAUUACCGACGUCCCGGGAAGUACGACGAGAGUAUCAUCAGAGCAUUCGCGAAUACUGUUUUGAACGGUAACAAUGGGGUGAAAAGCCUCAUCGAAAGAACGCACUCGCUCUUGUUGCUGGGAGAUAUAUCGAGUUUCAGCACUGUUCAGCUGCUGAGUGAUAAUAUGGAGCUGUUUCUGCAAUAUGCCAAGGUUGCAAGAACUCCGCAGCAGUUUUUGUACGAUAUUUUCCAGUCCACUCUGUUUAACGAAGUUAAAGGCUACCUGGUCAUGAGAUACAGUUACAAGAUGCUUAGGACGGCUGAGGACUGGGACUAUGACGACAAGAUUGAGGUGAUGGAAAGAGAGUUUGGUCAAAGGAUCAACAGAACCUUGGACACCUUUAGCGCGGCAAUGAGUGGAGCUUCGCGCGAAUUAAUGAGAUUCAAUCCAUCCGAGCACAAAGAAGACGUCACCUACACAGAGCUCAAGCGAGUAUUCCAAGAGUUCAUCGUCAACGAGUACGAUGUUAAACCCAGCGAUGGUUGCAAGAAAACCUGCAGUAACUACCGCAUUCCAGAUGGCAAGGCCUUGAACGGAUGUUUCUACGCUGAUGAAGUCUGUUCCGUAAAGACUUGCGAUGGGUAUCUGUACGACUGCCGUAAGAAGGUCGAUACGACUAUGAACGUUUGCAUUUCGCCUAUGUUCAGCGAUCGGAACUACGAGUUCGUCGACUUUGCUAACGGGGCUGGUCAUUAUGGUCAUGCAACUGGGAAGUGUUGGGCGGACACAAUCAAAACUGCAGCUAGUCACGUGUCCAUUCCUUGGUCUUGCGAUUCUUGCAUGUGCGUCUGCGCGGACACGAGCAGUCAGUCGCAGAGGUUUUUCAAUCUCAAUCCUAGCAUGGCUACCAUUGCGGAGAAUUACGUUGUUACAGGAGCACGUUUUGUCAAAAAGAACAGGGUGGUCCAUAUCCAGAUCCAAGAGGGACAGUUACUACCAAAUGGAAUGAUCAAUUCGAGCACUACACGAUGGGCACCGAUCAAUGAAAAUCCAACAAAUUACCAUACGCUCGCUUGGGAAAACGGCAGGGAAGUGAAUUUGGAUGAUCUCCAUGCACCGAAGAAGAGUGUCUUGACCGGUCUAGCAUUUAGUACAGAGUCAACGAGUAAUUUUCAGAGGCGAUUGCACCUGAAGAUAUUUUCAGCUCCUGUGUCCUACGAAACGGGUAGGCUAUGGAUCAACGACCAGAAAGAAAAAGUCAAUGAACCAGCUAAGGAUGAAAUAACACUAAAAGACGUUGACAUACCCACGCGCACUUCGGUAGUGACUGCGGAUAGAUCGAAGCCUGACAGUUUCGUGAAAUUCGGUCCGACAGGCUUGGAACAAGACGUUGGACAAAGUACGAUUCCAUUCAUCGAUUUGCAAGAAGUCUCGUCAAGCCCUCAGAUACCGAUGUCAGGUGCUGGCAUUUAUCUGAAAAGAAGAAGUAAUAAUGGAGGCUUCCUGACCUUGAAACUAUUUUCCUACGACCACACGCAACACAUGGAUUCGGAUUCUGAACAUGACAAUUGA
Nasonia vitripennis (jewel wasp) is the source of this 1983-nucleotide messenger RNA. RefSeq lists its product as uncharacterized. Bases 1 to 1983 code for a protein of 660 amino acids. The record is from RefSeq and is a predicted model, not a curated record. NCBI's taxonomy places the organism in Eukaryota, Metazoa, Arthropoda, Insecta, Hymenoptera, Pteromalidae. The transcript is spliced from 8 exons.